GUAAUAAUACUUUAUAUUGAAACGUUGGCAAGUUGAAAAUGGAGAGACAGGAAAUAAGGUAGCUAACCCAACCGACCGCCUGCUUACUACUUGAGUUAUAGAUUUGAGCCUUACAAUGACAUUAAACAGGAUUUGAUCUCGGUAGAUGCCACUAAUGAUAUGAUUUCGAAAUACAACCAGCUCUCGGUUAAUAGCAUAUCGAUAAAUAAAAGAAGAAGGAAAUCUCAAAAUAAGACUAAGUUACUUCACUCCAAAUCUGCAUUUAAAAUGAUGAGGAAUAACACCAAGCCGUAUCCGGUCAAUAUGAGUAUGGUCCAGAAGUCGCCUAAAGAGAGCAAAUAAUGCUUCAAAAUGAAAAGAAAGUAUUUGCAGCACCCAAACUUUACAAUGAGUAAAUUUUAGAAAAAAGAAGUACUCCAGAUCAAAAAUACCUCAACUAGAGAACGACAUGAUCAAAAUUGUUAUCCAAAAGGAUGCCUGAUGUAAAGGAAGGAAUAACUGAAGAACUCCGACCGGUAGGGCAAUAACAGGUCUUAAAAAGGCUCAUACAGCUUCAAUAAUUAGCAAGAAUAUUCAUAACAAAGAUAGGGAUGUCCUUAAGUACCUCAAUUCUGCAGCUUACCAUUGAGAUGCUAAGAGCUCUUUUAAACUGGAAGGUCGGACUAUUCUUGAGAGUCGGAGUAGUUUUAUGAACCGUAUAAAAUCCACUAAGAAGGUCCUCAACUAUGACGAGAUCAAAAGAGAGCAGAUCCUACAAGAAUCCAAGAACCAAGCUAAAAGACAAAUAUCCUUGUUUACUCUCAGCACACAUAAAGCUCAGAGUCGUUCUAAUUCCAUCUGUAAAAGUAGGAGAAAGAGUAAAUCUUCUAUAAAUCAGCACAAAAGUGUUUAUUCAAAGGAAGCCAAGCCCUCUGAUCUUAAGAAACUUGGAAUUUUUGAAGAGGCAAAAACGACCAAAUCUCGAAAUUCCAAGUACAAAAAGAGCCUUAAAAACUGGAGUUUUGAUAAUGAAUACAACAUGUUUACUAACUCUGACAGGAAAAGAAUUGAGCAAAAGGUUAAAGGAAAGCCUUUUUGGCAAUCUCGGUUAAAUAUGAGUCGGAAAUCAGCCCAGUUCACCACAUUCUACAUCCAGGGUACUCCGCAUAAGACUUUUAUUAAAAAUAAACGAGCUCUUGAGCAACCUUCGCCUACAAAACUAAAUUUGCUGACAAAGCAGAGUAUAAUAGUCGAGAAGCCGAGGGAUAUUAAGAACAAGGACCUUGUUGAUUUCUGAAAUGAUUGUCCAAGUUUCAGCUCAUAAAUGUCAGACUUCAAGAUUGAGAGUAAACUAGUAUCAAGUUGUCAGAAGAGUUCAGUUUUGGCUAACUUCAUAUAAUAACUUAUC
Molecule: messenger RNA, 1387 nt
Organism: Moneuplotes crassus
Lineage: Eukaryota; Ciliophora; Spirotrichea; Euplotida; Euplotidae
Source: the annotation of a GenBank genome assembly